AUGAGCUCCAGGCGUGACCAUCCCAUGGUUGAGAAGAUUGCCUUCAUUCCGGAUUUAUUCAUCAGAUUUGGGACUUUUUGUAUGGGUUUAUGGUCAGCGCUGUCGACGGCGACGCUUCGGCCUUUCGAGUUUGCGACCGACACGAAAAGGAAGAAUAUCUCCGCGUUGAACACGUUCGGACCUCGGCGCGAAGAGCACUCGAAGUCGCGCGUCGCUUCGACCGAGGCCUCGAAACAGGUCGCGACCGAGGUGCCAGGGUGGCCUGUCGCGGUCCGUCGCGUCGCGUCUGCCGCGCGGGGUGCGAAGAAGAGCCUCACCCGCGAGAAGCGUCGUCCCGGAUCUUCGCCGAGGAGGCAUACGAGCCACAAGAUGGCUCUCGUCGGGAUGUCCCCGUCGAUGACUGUAAGGUUCGCGACUCUCAGCGCGCGGGCGUCCGGGGUUCACGGCGGACGAUGCGUGGUCCGCGUGGCCUCUCGCGGCGUCCCCCGUCGCGCCGUCUCGCUCUCCACGCGCGCGGUGUCCACCGCCGGAAGUUCCGGCGGUGACGCCGCGAGCGUCGGGACCGUGAUCAAGAGGCGCUCGCCCGGGGCGGGCCCCGCGAACGGCUCCGGAUACGUCUACAAGCCCGCCACCGGGAUGGGCCGAGGCCCCUCGCCGGGCGGUAUGCAGCCCCAAAACUUCCGCGUCCUCGCCGUCCUCGCCGCGGUCGCCGCCAUGAACGCAACCUUCUCCGCGCUCGGCGGACCCGCGUCGGCGUCGGCGUCCCCCGCGGCGUCCGCCCUCGCGUCCGCGGCGCUCACCUACGCCGCCUUCUGGGCGCACGCGCUGUGGCGUAAGCUCGAGAACGUCGCGAUCGAUCAACGCGCCGCCCCUGAGACAAAAGCGACGUUGGCGUCGGCGCUGACGUACGGCUUUGGCUCGUUAGCCGUAAUGUGCGUCGUCGAGUGCGCGAAGACGUCCAGGGCGUGCGCUGCGGCGGCGUUGGCGGCGUCCGCGAGCGUGUGCGUCGCCAGGUACCUCGCCAAGGAGCUCAGCGAGGGUUUGACGAUCACGGUGACGAAGGAGUCGCCGGGCAGCGAGACGAUGGUGGUCACCGCCAACGACGUGAUGCUCGCGCCCACGCGCGAGGGGAUGCAGUCGUCGGCGACGGCGGGGCUGGCGGGGGAGAAGUCCCGACUCGAGGUGCUCGAGAGGCUGAAGGAGUUGAUGAUGAAGGAGUUCCAGGAGGAGACGGCGAGGCUGGCGCAGAUCGAGAGCGAGAAGGCGAGCGAGGUGAGAAGGCUUGAGGGGAUAUACGAGCAGCGCAUCAAGACGCUCAAAGCCGAGAUUGUGAUUCUCCGCAACAAAAACGAGCAACUGAGCAAGUACGCGGGCAUCGCCGCGGCGCUCCAAAACGUCGAGGAACGAAUGACCCAGGAGAUCGCCCGCAUGAAGGACGCCUACGACUCGGACAUCACCGCGCUCAAGACCCAGAUAGGCAGUCUGGAGAAGACCAUCGCAGAGACUGAGGCCAAGGCAAACGAGGAGCGCGAGAGGCUCACCGCCGCGCUGCGAGCCGCGCGGGGUCUUUACUCGGCUCAGAGGCGUAUAUUCGACAGCGAGAUGGCCAAAUACCGCGCGGCGUUGGCCUUGGCGGACCAGCACACGGAGUGGUGGAAGUCCGAGUCCGCGAGGAUCGAGGAGCACCUCCAGAAACGCAUCGCCGCGACGGAGGCUGCUCACGCCAAGGCGCUCGCCAACGCCAGCGCCUCCGAACGAUCCUCCGGUCAGGCGGCUCUCAACCGCGCGAUCGAGUCGCUCAAGGUUCAGCACACGCUAGAGAUGGAGUCGACGAUGGCUGCCGCGACCGCCGAGCGCAAGGCGCUUCAGGUGCUCUUGGAGGAUGAGCGGGCGGACGCGGCGAAGCAGUUGGAAAUGUCCGUCAAGUCCGCCGUCGCCGAGGCUGAGGUGAAGGUGGCGAACGAGUGGCGCGAACGAGUGGAGCUGCUCGAGGCGCAACACGCCGCCACCAUCAAAGCCGUCGCCGCGGAUUACGAGGACAGCGUCAAGGAGGAGAGGGCGUUCAACGAUCAGCACGUCGAGAACCUCCGAGGGGCGUACGAGUCCAAGAUUGAGAUGCUCAACGCGAACCACGCGGAGGCGCUUCAGAACGCCAAGGACGUCGCCGCCGAAUCCCUCAUGGCGGCCAAGAAAGCCGCCGUCGCGGAACUCGCCAAGAACAACGAGGCUUCCGCGCAGGAACUCGAGGCCACGGUCGCUAAGCUCGAGGCGGAGGAGGAGGCGUUGAUCGCAAAGCUCACGGCGGAGAGGGACGAGGUCGUCGCGACUGUUCGCGCGGAGCUUCGAACCGCGAGGGCGGAACGCGGCGCCCUCUACGAGCACUUUACCGGCGAGAAGGCCAAGCUGGAGAGCAUCGUCCGCGCCAGGCUCACCGCGGAGAUCGCCGAGGCUGAGAAGAAUUUCAACGCGCACUGGGAGGGCGAGACGGCUAAGCUUCAAGCCGCUCACGACGAAAAGAUCGCCGAGUUGAAAGCCGCGCAGGACGAGGCGCUCGCGACGAUGCAGACCACACAGGACGAGGAGAUCGAGAUGCUCGAGUCGCAGAUCGAGAAGGACAGGAACGCGGCGGUCGAAUCCGUCCGCGCCGCGCUGCAACAGGCGUUUGACGCCAAGUCCCGCGCCGCCGCCGGCGAGAGGCGAGCUCUCAAGGCGCUGAUGGACUCGGAACGCGCCAAGGCGAGGGUUCGCAUGCUCGCCGCGGUGGACGACGCCGUGGCCGACGGCGUCGCCAGGCUGAACGCGGCGAAGUUGGUGUUUGCGGACGAGAAGGAGCAGUUGCAACGCAACUUUGGCAAGGAGAUGGACAACGUCAAGGCAGAUUUUGCCGCCAGGCUCGAAGCUGAGCUCGCCGAUAAGGCUUCCGCAGUGGAAAAACUGUGGCGCGAGAAGCUGAACGAGGCUGAGAAGCAAUCCGCCACGGCCAUCGCGCUGGUCAAGGAGACCGCCGCGAAGAAGGCCGAGGCUCUCGAGAAUGAGCUGCAAAACGCCAAGGACGUCGCUGCCGAAACUCUCAUGGCGGCAAAGGCAGCCGCCGAGAAGGACCGCGCCACCUCCGUCUCGGCCCUGAACGCCAGAAUCGACGAAAUGAGACGCGAGCACGACGAGGCCAUCGCAUCCGCGGAGGCUGGGUACGCCCAGGCCCUCGCAGCGGCCGCAACAGCCGCGACGGCGGAGAUGAAGUCCAGGGACGAGGCGGCUGACGCAAAGUACGCCGAGCUCGAGGCCAAGGCGAACGAGUACCAAGCCGCGGUGGCCAAGGCUGAAUCCGACCUCGCCGCCGCCUCCGAAGCAGCCGCGGAAAAGCUCGUCCAGGCUGAGGCGAGGUACAAGGAGGAAUUGCGCAGGAUGUCGGACGAGAAGGACGGCGCGCUGGCGGCGAGCGUGGCGUCUGCGGCGAGGGAGGCUGACGAAAUUUCCGACAGGCUCAUGGCCGAGCUCAACGAGACAAAAGCUGCUUACGCCCAGGAGAAGAACGCUCUGAUGGUCGAGCACAAGAAAGAGCUCAAAGAGGUCAUGGAGAACGCCGCGAAGGAGAUGGCUGACGCCGCGGCGACGAUGGAGGCUCUCGACCAGAAGAGGAAGGAUGCCCUGAACGCGUCUGGAUCUGAAUUUGCCGACAAGCUCCUGAAGAUGGAGACCGCUCUGGCGAAGACCAAAAAGGAGGCCGAGGACGCCUUGACCCGAGCGGCAGCCGCGCAGGACGAGGCGGUCGCGGAAGUCAACGCUUCCAUGGCUGCCAAGCUCCAGCAAAGGGAAGAAGAGCUCCUCCUCGAGAUCAAGUCCCUCCGCGAGUACCACGCCGAAGAGCUCGGCUCGAUCAAGGCAGCCGCCGCCAUCGAGGUGGUUGAGGCGCAGAAAAAGUCCCAGGAGGAGGUCGCCUCCCUCAACCGCACCAUCGAGCGGAUGCAGGCGGACCACGAUAAGCGGAUGGCGGAGGCGGCGGAGGCGGCCAAGAGCGCGAUUAAGGAUCUUGAACAGCGGGUCCUGGCGGCGUCCAAGGAUGCAGACGAUAAGGUUGCCGCUGCCAAGGCGGAGUCCACCGCGGCGCUCAAGCUCGCCGCCGACGACGCCGCUGAGCAACUCGCUGAGCAGAGGGCCACUCUUCAGGCUGAGAUGGACGCGAUCAAGGCUGACGCCAAGGCUGAGGCCGAACGCGCGAAGUUUGCCUACCAGGACGCGCUCGAGAGCGCGAAGAAGGCUGCGGCGGAGGAGCUGAAGAAGGCUGUCGAGUCCAACCCGAGCGUCGACACCGAGGCUUUCGAGUUGGAAUACGCCGCCCUCGAUGAGAAGCUCAAGGCGCAGGUGCAGGCUUCGGACGAAGCGUACGAGCGGGGCAAGGCGGAGGCUGAAAAGGCGCUCGCGGAGGCCCGGUUCGAGUACGAAGGCAAGCUCCUAGCCGCCGAAGCCGCCGCCGCGACGACCCUCGAGGAGGAGAGGGCGCGGUUCGAGGCGGCCAUGGCCAAACAGAGAUCCGAGGCCGACGCCGCCGCGAGGGCCGCGGAGGAUGCCGCCAAGGCCACGAUCGAGGAGACCCGCGCGAAGGCUGCCGAGGAGCUCAAGUCGGUGAUGGCAUCCGCGGAUACGUUCCGCGAUAACCUCGACCGGCAGUUCAAGAACGAAGCCAAGCGCGCCCGCGACGAGUUUGACGCCCAGAUCAAGGCAUACGACCAGAAACUUCUGGAUACAUCCAGGGAUCUCACCGCACGUCACGAGCAGGAGACCAAGGACCUCCUCGCGGCGCACGCGUCCGAGAUGGAGGCCAAGCAAGCGGCGCUCGACGCGGAGUCGCGAACGGCCGAGGAGGUUCGCGCCGAGAUGGCUCGAAUGCGUCAGACGCACGAGGCGGAGUUCAAAGCUGCGCUCGCCCGCCACGCCGACGAACUCGAGGACACCGCGCGAAAGGCCAAAGCCGCGCUCCUGGAGGUGACCGAACGGGCCGUCGAGCAGGUGGAGGCGGCGAGAAACGACGCGGCGGCGGACCGAGCCGCGGCGGUGGAAAAACUCGAGAAACGAAUCGAUUCCCUCGUCGGGGAGCGCGACGACGCGGUGGCUCGCGCGCGACGGGCGGUGACCGACGACGCGCACUGGCUCGCGAACGAGCUGGAAUGCAUCAAAAAGGCGUACGCUCUCGCCGAGGACGUCGACCUGAGCACGGUGGACCCCGAGGAUGAGACGCAGAGGAAGCGGCUCGAGGCGGCUGGCGAGGUUGCCGCGAAGGGCCUGAACGGGAUCGAGGUUCCCGUCUGGGGUUACUACGCGUUGGGCCUGGCGACCGCGCUCUUGCCCCGCAUCAUCGCCGGCGGCGGCAUGUGAUGAGCUCGAGACAGAGAGGCCGUGAUCCUUUCGACGCGUUCAUCUUGUAUGAUAGGCAGAGGUCAGAUACCACCAUUCUUUUGUACGAAACGAAGUUAUUUUCA
This is a messenger RNA of Micromonas commoda, 5477 nucleotides long. RefSeq lists its product with no specific name. The transcript has a single exon. The record is from RefSeq and is a predicted model, not a curated record. NCBI's taxonomy places the organism in Eukaryota, Viridiplantae, Chlorophyta, Mamiellophyceae, Mamiellales, Mamiellaceae. The coding region runs from base 1 to 5373 and encodes 1790 amino acids.